AUGGGGAAGUCCUUCGAAGGUAUUUAUGCCUGCUCAACAGGCCGAUUCGAGGAUGGGAACGGCGAAAAGAUCCCUCAAUGGAUCCGGAACAACGGCGGACAAUACUCGAAAGCGAUGCACACCGGCGUGACGCACUUGAUCACGACCAAGGAGGCUUUUCUCAAGGACGCGCCAGCCGGUACUACUGACAUAAAACCAACAGUUCUGGAAGCCAAGAAUCUCAACAAGGUCAAAAUUGUCACGUUCGACUGGCUAGAAGAUUCCCUACUUAGCAAGUCCAAGCGGCCCAGAAAUGAGCGUGCAUAUCUGCUGGCGAAUAUCUUGAAGGCAGAAAAGAUUCCGAAGAAGGGCAAGAGGAAGGCGGAUCAGCUUCAAAAUCAAAGCAAACGUCCCAAAGGUUGGUUGAUGUGUGGCUCUGCUCCGCAAGGAGUCUUUACUCAUAUAUACUUCUCAAAACAGUCGACCCAUUCACGGUCAACAAGAACGGUACUUCCAAGAAGUCACCCCUACGUGGAUCCAGACACUGGAGAGACCUGGCGGGCAACUCUCCUUCGGCAAGGUCCACCACCGCAGUACACGGAAAAGUAUCUCAUACAGCUCUUCGAGACGGACGCCAAGCCACACACCUACUCGACGUACGUCAAGUACUCCCGAAUCGGUAUUUCGAGGGUGGAAACCCUGGCUCCUCCGAAAAGCAAGCUGGACAUCGCCACGACGACAUUCAAGAUGUUCUUCAAGACUCAGACGGGCAAAGAAUGGGAAGAAAGAGAGAAUGGCCUCAUGCCACCGCCCAAAACAGACUCCGAGGACAAUGUUUUGCCUUCGCAUCAGGGCUGGUACCACUUGGAGGUGAAGGGUUCCAUGCUCAUGAACUGGCUUAUGAAGCCGAUUGCUCUUCAGGCAGAUGCUCAGCCAGGUGGUGACAGGUGGGCUUCGCAGGAGGGCCAGGGCAUUGUCUCCGUGGAUUCACGGUCAGAGAGCAGCGACGAAGAGCAGGGAUCGAUCUACGGCUAUAGGGAUGGGGAUUGGGGAAUGGAGUUUGAUGAUGAGAACGGCAUGUCUUUGGACGGCGCCAUUUACGAUGAGUGA
This is a messenger RNA of Penicillium riverlandense, 1089 nucleotides long. RefSeq names its product BRCT domain protein. The record is from RefSeq and is a predicted model, not a curated record. The coding region runs from base 1 to 1089 and encodes 362 amino acids. The transcript has 4 exons. NCBI's taxonomy places the organism in Eukaryota, Fungi, Ascomycota, Eurotiomycetes, Eurotiales, Aspergillaceae.